GGCGAAUAUGAUAUAAAGACCUGCCUCUACCACCAUGGUUCUCCAAAUCCUCGAGGCGGUUGCCACGUCCAAGUAUUUUCCGACCAAUUACCUGGUCCACAUUGUCGUUGGGUUUAUUAUUCUGUUGGCUGUUCGAACGCUAUCUCAGGGGCGUAAAACGACAUGGGAAAGGAAUCUGCAUGCUAGAACGGUCCUUGUUACGGGAGGCUUUACACCAUUAGGAUUGACCCUUCUUCAAUCACUAGCUGAACGAGGAGCACACAUUAUCGCAUUGUCUUCAGACCCAGUCGAGUCUCCUGAAGUUACCAUUCUUAUCGACUUACUCCGGAGCACCACCAAGAACGAGCAAAUCUAUGCCGAACAUUGUGACCUCGACUCUCCACAUUCAAUACGCGAAUUCUGCACCAAAUUCCUAACGGGAAAGGACCAGAGGCUCGACGCCAUUAUCUUUGCCCACGAAUACCAACAUAUCGGUGCUAUGGGAUGGCUGUCGAAGAAAUUUGGAAGGGGCCAUCGAGAACGGGAAGACGCGAACCGCCGAGAACGAGGCUCAUUGGCGAGCUUCUUAAUCACCACCCUCCUCCUUCCCGCCCUCCUCGUCGCCCCAGUAGAGCGCGACAUUCGAAUCAUCCAUGUUGUCAACCCAUUCUACGCAGCCGCCGCCGGUCCUUCGUUCCACGUACCCAGCUCCAGUUUUUCUUCCGGAAAAGACAAACGAGUGGCCACGAAAUCUAUCAUUGUCGAAGAGGGAACACGGUCGCUUCGAACGGUUAUCCUGGCACGUCAUAUGCAGAGGAUUUUGGACGCCCUGCCUUCUGCUUCGAAAGCGCAGAUUCCCAAGGCCGAAGAGGGGUCGAGCUCUGUGCCUGUCGUCAGCCCCAAGCUGCAAAAGUCGAAUAUUGUGACUGUCAGCGUGUGUCCUGGCAUCAGCCGGAUGGACACCGUUGGUCCAUUCUUGAACGCCGAUUGGAAUGUCAGCCAAGGCGCAUCCGUUCGGGGAGUCCUCGCCUACCUCAUCCUCCAACCCCUCCUCCGCGUCCUCACCAAGACACCGACGAGCGCCAUCCAAACCGUCCUCCACGCCCUCUGCUUACCGACUCCAUUCAAACACGUUGCCCAGUCCAGCCUGGAGGAUCCCGAAGAUGCGAAGAAGGCUUCCGACAACAAGCCGCGUCGGGAAGUGUUGAAACCCGGGGCGCUGUAUCGCGAGUGCGCGGUGGUCCAGCUCCGUGUUCCGCCACCCACCAAAGAGCAGCUGGAGCAGCUCGAGGAAGCGAUGAAGCAAGCACAGGCCAAGGCCGAUGCGUCGAAGAAGAAGGGCAAGGCGAAGGCUUCGCAGGAGGAGGUGUUGAAGUUUGAGGAUGAUGGGGAGUAUGGAGGGGAGGUUGCGGGCAGGUUGGUGUGGGAGGCGUAUGAGGAUGCGUUGAAGGUUUGGGAGAAAAGUUGUCCUGCGCCUCCGCCUGAUGAGAAGAAGAAGAUGGAGGAGGAGAAAGCGAAGGCGAAGGAUAGUUCGACUGCUUCACCGUAUGACUGA
Molecule: messenger RNA, 1534 nt
Organism: Coprinopsis cinerea okayama7#130
Lineage: Eukaryota; Fungi; Basidiomycota; Agaricomycetes; Agaricales; Psathyrellaceae
Exons: 2
Coding region: 35-1534 (499 amino acids)
Source: RefSeq, a predicted model, not a curated record